Juglans regia (Persian walnut) is the source of this 757-nucleotide messenger RNA. RefSeq names its product calmodulin-2/4-like. NCBI's taxonomy places the organism in Eukaryota, Viridiplantae, Streptophyta, Magnoliopsida, Fagales, Juglandaceae. The transcript has 3 exons. Gene Ontology annotation, molecular function: calcium ion binding; enzyme regulator activity. The coding region runs from base 114 to 659 and encodes 181 amino acids. The record is from RefSeq and is a predicted model, not a curated record.
CUUGACGGAUCUGCUUGCAUUUGCCACACAAACAAAAUCCCAGAUUUUUCCAUUUCCUCUUGCUGUUUUCUUUUGCUAAUCUCCUCACUUGCCAAGUCCCUUCCAUAAAAGAAAUGGCAAGUCAAGUACUCACCCAAGAUCAGAUCACCCAGUUCAAUGAGGUCUUCAACCUUUUCGAUAAGGAUGGCAAUGGUUGCAUCACUACUGGAGAGCUUGGGAGCGUUAUGCGGUCACUGGGGCAAAACCCAACUGAGGCAGAGCUUUUGGAUAUGAUCAAGGAGGUUGAUAAUGAUGGUAGUGGUACCAUCGACAAACCUGAAUUCCUUAAGUUGAUGGCAAGGAAGACGAUGGACUCUAAUUUCGAGAAGGAGCUCAAAACGGCUUUCAAAAUGUUCGACAAUGAUCAAAAUGGCUUCAUUUCCGCAGCUGAGCUCCGUCGUGUCAUGAAAAAUCUUGGUCGUGAUAAGCUGACAGAUGAGGAAAUUAAUGAGAUGAUUCUUGAGGCUGAUUGCGAUGGCGAUAACCUGAUCAACUUUGAUGAGUUUGUCAAAGUCAUGAUAGCCAAAAGAGGAAGGUCGGGAGAUGAAGAGAGAAAUGGCUCAGCCAACAGACACUCAAAGGCCAGAAAGAAAGGCCAUCGUUUCUGCUGUAUUCUUUAGGUGCGACCAAACUUAUAUAUAUAUGGUCGUGCUUGCUUCAUGUUGUCAUCCAAAUAACUACUCUAGUAUCUUAUAAUAAAGUCCUAAAGUUCUGAAUA